Molecule: messenger RNA, 1417 nt
Organism: Hemiscyllium ocellatum (epaulette shark)
Lineage: Eukaryota; Metazoa; Chordata; Chondrichthyes; Orectolobiformes; Hemiscylliidae
Product: type-2 angiotensin II receptor-like
Exons: 2
Coding region: 85-1248 (387 amino acids)
Biological process (GO): G protein-coupled receptor signaling pathway; immune response; regulation of vasoconstriction
Cellular component (GO): membrane
Molecular function (GO): angiotensin type II receptor activity
Source: RefSeq, a predicted model, not a curated record
UCAACAUUCACCACAUCAGAAAAGCAGAAAAUCACUCAUCAAACUAGAUGGCAUUUACAGAGAGAAAUAGUGGUACAACAGCCAAUGAAAAACACUACCAGCCAAGAUCUUGCCUCAACAAAGAUGGACACAAUGCGUUUUACCCUCCUUGCUGACUAUAUCACAGACAUUUCUAAUGAUACAACUUAUUCACAGUUUAUGACACCUUCUGUACAGAACGCAUCUGAGCAAUCAUGCAAUGUUGUUGUACCAUCCCAAUUUAUUUCCAAUGCCAUCCCUGCUGUCUACAGUAUCAUCUUCAUCUUGGGAUUUAUUGGAAACAGUGUGGUGAUUGCCGUUCUAUGUCAUCGUUCUCAUUUGAAAACUGUUUCUAAUAUUUACAUAAUCAAUUUAUCAAUUGCCAACCUGGUGUUUCUAUCUACCCUUCCCAUUUGGGCGGUCUAUUACGCUACUGGGUAUAGUUGGCAUUUUGGGUCAGUGAUGUGUAAAAUAUGCAGCUCGCUUGAGUCCCUGAAUUUGUACGCCAGUAUAUAUUUCAUCACAUGCCUGAGUUUUGAUCGUUAUGUGGUAAUACGCCAUCCUUUUGGAUCCCAGUCUGAGAAAUCUCUAUGUCAAGCUCGCUGUGUCAUAAUCCUUGUAUGGACUUUGGCUUUGGUUGCAACCUUUCCAGCCAUUUACUUCCUGCGUGCCCACUAUUUGGAGAAUUUGGGAAAUACGGUGUGCGCAAUGGUUUACCCCCCCGAGAACUCCAAUCACUGGUCUGCGGCCAUGUCUUUGAUGAAAAAUACUUUGGGCUUCUUCAUUCCCUUCACAGUAAUAAGCGCAUGCUAUGGUUCUGUUGCCUAUCAUUUGAGGAGAAUGGAAGUACGAGAGAAGAACAAACAUAAGCGAGACAAAGCAUUGUGGAUGGUGUUUGCAGUAGUGUUGGCUUUUUUCAUCUGCUGGUUGCCAUUUCAUGUAGUAACCUUCCUCGACGCAUUGUCAAAGAUGAAUUUCAUUACCAAUUGUCGAGCCAUCACUGCGAUCGACACUGCAAAGCCAAUUGUAAUUUGCCUUGGUUUUGCUAAUAGCUGCAUCAACCCUUUUAUUUACUAUUUCAUGGAAGAUCACUUCCAGGUCCAGUUUACUGAUAUGGCUCAGAGUGGAUCCAUUAAACUGUACAACCGGAGAAACUCAUCGACCAGGAUCAUCAGCUCCUUCUCCCACAGGAACAAUGACAUGCAAGAUACUGAUGCGAAGAAUUCAUGAGAUGUUGGAUUAAAUGGAGUCACCAUUGUCCUCCCAACCCCACUGCCUUGCUGUUGAUUGCCAUUGCAUUUUAAUCUUCAAUCUCCGUUGAUAUUAAGGCACCAGAAAGUGUGCAGCUCUUGAUUAAAUCUACAUAUAUUAGAAAUACAGCAUUAUGAUAAUGAUAUAA